AUGCUCAUAAUCGGUCUCACCGGCUCCAUAGCCACGGGCAAAUCCACCGUAUCCACAAUCCUCUCAACACCUCCCUACAACCUCCCCAUAAUCGACGCCGAUAUCCUCGCCCGCAAGGUAGUCGAACCAGGCAGCGCAGGCUACAAAGCGAUUGUCAACUACUUCGGCCCCAACACACCAGACCUUCUCCUCGAUGACCCCACAACAAAUACCCCCAAGGGCCAACCGCUCAACCGACCAGCUCUCGGCCGCCGUGUCUUUGGCUCCACAGAAGAACGCAAACGCGACCGCAAUGUCCUAAAUGGAAUCAUCCACCCGGCUGUGCGCUGGGAAGUCUACAAAGCGCUGGUCUACUACUAUCUUCGCGGUCAAUGGGCCGUCGUCCUCGAUGUACCCCUUCUAUUCGAAAGUGGGAUGGAUCUUAUCUGCGGAACUGUGAUUGUUGUUGGUGUACAUGACCCCGCGGUACAGAUGGCGCGUUUACGUGCCCGCGAUGCGCAUCUCACGGCCGAAGAUGCGGAAAACCGUGUGCACAGUCAGGGCGAUGUGCGGUUGAAGGCGGCGCAGGCGGAGUUCCGGGGCACGGCUGCGGCGCGCGGGGUGGUGGUUUGGAACGACGCUGAUAAGGCGGAGCUGGAACGUGCGGUCAAGGGGGCUAUGGCUAGCGUUGCGGCGUCAAGUCCGCGGUGGUGGGCGUGGGCCUUGCUUGUGGCACCGCCGGUUGGUGUUGGUAUUGCGGCUUGGAAUCUGGUGAUCAAUUUUGCGACGCAGAAGGGAUGGGAGAGGAAAAAGAAUGAAGAGAAGGCUAAGUUAUAG
Messenger RNA from Penicillium verhagenii, 816 nucleotides. Its product is annotated as putative dephospho-CoA kinase. The record is from RefSeq and is a predicted model, not a curated record. Lineage: Eukaryota; Fungi; Ascomycota; Eurotiomycetes; Eurotiales; Aspergillaceae. Gene Ontology annotation, biological process: coenzyme A biosynthetic process. The transcript has a single exon. Gene Ontology annotation, molecular function: ATP binding; dephospho-CoA kinase activity. Bases 1 to 816 code for a protein of 271 amino acids.